Molecule: messenger RNA, 1377 nt
Organism: Saprolegnia diclina VS20
Lineage: Eukaryota; Oomycota; Saprolegniomycetes; Saprolegniales; Saprolegniaceae
Exons: 7
Coding region: 1-1377 (458 amino acids)
Source: RefSeq, a predicted model, not a curated record
AUGAGCCAGAUCUUCGUCGUCGACAACCUGCCCGUGGCGGCGGCGACGCACAAGCUGGCGCAGUUCAAGGCCGCGCAGAACCUAAAGAUUGAGAUCGACCUCGUGCGCGACGACGACUCGUCGGACCUAACGACGCCCAGCGCAGGUCAGACGCCAAUGGGCACGGAGAUGGAGAAGAAGAAGCGCCGUCGACGCACGGCAGCGCAAAUCGACCGCAAAUGGACGUGCACGUACUCGGGGUGCUGCAAGGCGUACGGCUCGGAGGGCAGUCUCACGCAACACAUGCGGCUAAAGCACCGGAACCUGAGCCUCGCGCAACGCGAACGAGCCAAUUUGGUCAAUCUCUCGGCCGUCUACUACACGACGGCCGCCAACAACAUUGCGAUUCGCCCUGCGCUCAACUUUGGGAUCGAGAGUGGUCCGUUCUUGUCGCAGCUGACGCCACCCGGGAUCGAUUCGAUCGGGUUCCUCACGAGCCCGGAACAUGGCGCGCUCUCGUCAUCGUCCGACUCGCCGCAAAAGCAGCUCCGGUCGCGGUCCAACUCGAUGCCGAUCUCGUCUGAGUACGACUGCAUGACGCCGAUGCGUCAAGCAGGCUACCGGCGGCGCACGACGAGCACGACGACGCCGACCAGCAGUCGCGGUGCGCGCCACAAGACCACGACGCCCCGCAACCUCCCGCGCACCAAUGUGGUCCGGAAGAAGCGGUCGCAGUCCAUGUCGAGCACAACACCGCCGUCGUCGUCGUCGUCGGUGCCACCGAUGCUCGGUACGCGCCUGAGCGAUUCGAACCUCUCGUCGACGAUCGAGGGGCUCUCGCUGUCACCUUCGUACACGUACUUUCAGGCCGCAAGCCCACAUGUCGCACCACGCCAGCCCCUUGUCUACCCGAUGCUGGAUGCCAACUACGUCUCCAUGUACUCGCCCAUGUACCCGACCAAGAGCCAGCAGGACGCGGGGCCGUACAGCCUCCUCAACACACUCGACUGGCACAAUGCGUCAGCGUCCAAGACCAACCGUCUCGACGACCCGCAGCAGCCCAACGAUUUGUGCGUCAAGAUGGAGCGUGACGCGACCAUGGGCGACAACCAACGCACCCAUGAUGCUGACGACGACGACGCGAUGGUGCUGCAGGCACUGGCCGACUACGAGUCGUCGCCGUGCUCGCCGCCGACGUCACCGGCGCGCACGCUGACGCCGGACAGCGACGACCUCGGCACGAUGCCGAUUCCGUUCAAACCCAUUGUGGAGCCGUGGGCGCCGUCGUCGUUUCCCGAGUUUUUCCUACCCGAAGACUUUUCGCCGUUUGAGACGCUGCCGGAAAGCGUACCCGAGCCGUCGCCCGAGCUCCUUACGAUGGCCGACGCGCGCUACUAG